Molecule: messenger RNA, 963 nt
Organism: Lingula anatina
Lineage: Eukaryota; Metazoa; Brachiopoda; Lingulata; Lingulida; Lingulidae
Source: RefSeq, a predicted model, not a curated record
UCUCUUCUAUUAUCUCCACGUGGACCAAGUUCCUGCCGUCACUGAAGAUGAAGUUAGCUGCGCUGGUUCUGCUGGUUGCUGUUGGAAUCGCCUUCACUAGUUUAGGCUCCGAGGCUCUCUCACCUCACCAAGUCAUCCAAGCUCUGAUGGGCGGCGCUCCUCCCUACUGGAAAGUUUGUUUUGCAUUGGACAGCAGCGGCAGCAUUAGCGAUUCUGAGUGGUCGUGCUCAAAGUCAUCGACCAGGAACAUCCUAGCCAUCAUCAACAGUACCCCUGCCCCUAAUAGUGUAAGCAUAUUUAAACACAAGAUUGGUUUGGUACGAUUCUCUAGCACGACACCGACACAGGUCAUCUUCAGUAUGGGAACCCACCCGUUCUUCCCUGCCAAUGAUGCCGCUAUUGCCGCCGUGGAGAAAGUUGGUUAUUGGACGAAUCUAUACAAGGCGCUGGUGUUGUGUGAUGGUGAGCUUGGAUCCCUUGGCAAACGCCUAGUCUGGAUAAUGACUGAUGGGCAGUAUAAUAAGGGGGGAGACCCGAGGCCCACGGCAGCAGUUAUGAAGAAAAAAGGAAUUAUCAUUUGUGUUGUUGUUAUUGGUGACAACGUCAACUGGACUGUGAUCAACGCCAUUGCCUCGUGGAUUUGGGUCAAAACUAGCAGUGGCUACUUUAUUUAUGUAAGAUGCGUCCUUAUUUACCAAACCUGUAAGGCCUACUUUCUUGCCUCGUAUCCUUUGCUGACAGUGGUACCAUAGCCGAAACUCCCAGUCGCCCACACUGUUCUCCAAAUCUGCAGACUGGAGUAAAGCUGCAAAAAGUUUGUCCCCGUUACUUCGUAUUUGACACUGUGUAUAACAUGCCGCGAAUUUAUUAAUAAUGACUUUACAGAUGAAUUUAUGUAUUCAGAGCUAAAUCUAGAAAUUCUAAAUGUUCAUUUUUUUAAUUUUCAAUUUGAGACCAUAAGAA